AUGGAGCCCCUGGCUUGGGCCACGUCUGACGAGGUACGGACGGACAGCGAAAGCGAGAACGAGACGCUGCGACCCGAAGGCCUCAAAGAGAAGUUGAGAGACAAUCUCCGGCACAGUGACGCGUCAGAGGCAGAGGGAAGUGACCCAGGGAGAUUUCGCCGCAGUGGACCGGGAAGAAGAGCCCCAGUGGUCGCGGUGAGUAGCCAGCCCGCCUGGAUAGUUGUGCGCCUUACGCGAUUCCUCGCGCGCCCGUCUCUCCUCUGUGAAGUGCAGGAAGCCCUGGACUCGCAGCUCGCCUCCCUUUACGCGCUCCGCCGCGACCGGCUCCAGGCGGAGGUCGCCCGCCGACAGAGAGCCGCGACACUCUCUUCUUUGAAGGUGCGCGGACUCUCAGGACGAAAGAAGCUCUCGGCGAACUACGUGGAGGGUGGCAACCCUCUUGGAGGCGUCGACCCUGAGGCUGAACAUGGGGACGCCACACAGGGGCCGUAUUUCGGCCGCCGCCCAGGCUUGAAGCAGAUCUCCUCGGCGUCUUCGCAGAUGUUGUUUACGCGCAAACGCAAAGGAGGUUCGAUGGCGCCGUGGACUGACAGCGGUAGCAGCGAAUCGGAGGCAGAGGAAGCGACGACGUACCUGCGGCGCUUCGCUGUGAAAUUUGAUCACCCUUCUCUGCUCCACCAUGCGUACGCCCGCGCGGCGGCUUGGGACUUCACGACACUCCCCGAUCGAGUUCUCUUCGCGGCGCUGCAGGAAGCAACCGAAAAGGCUGCCCACCCGCCCCCGGUCAACGCGUGGGUGUUUCUCGUCAAAGCUUCUGUCCACCUCUUUAGUAAGUCUUCCCGCGACCGCUUUCGCGGAGGGCCCCUGCCCGGCUUGUUCUCGGGAAAAGCCUCUUUCGAGUCGACCUCUCUGUCCUCCCCGUGCAGCCAAUUCGCUGUCAAGCCCUCUAGUCCGUAUUCGCACUACUCGCCGCCGAUGCAGCUUCGUCAGGGGGUCCGCGGCAGCCGUGGAGAAGACAGCGGCGCGAAGGCCUUCUUUGGGCUCAGCAAGCAGGCGGACAGCGAGUCGCCCGAGGGGCGAGCGGCUGAAGCGUCAGGCGAGGGAGUCGGCGCCGGCGCGCAGCCGGGCGACAUGGUCACGGGGCCGAUGUAUCGCCACAAUGCAGGCCACAUUGCGAAUGCAGGGGGCUGCAUCUCGGCGUGUGCCAUGGCGGUCUCGAACAUGGGUACCCGCGUGCUCAAGCUGCAGCCGGAGCUUUGCCGUCGUGCCGCCAACGACGACAGAUCGGCUCGUGGGACCCCCGAGGCGAUGGAUGCGCUCGUGGAGAACCCGUUUUCCGGCGGAGACCUUCCUGUCGCGCUGCCGUGCACGUUCUCUCCCCUCCUGCUUCGCCCCAUGUACGAAAAUUACAGCUCGGAGACUGUUCCGCUACCCCCGCGUCCCACCAAGCGACGCGACUUGGAAGAGGUGACGCGCGGAGAGUCGUCCUCGCCUUCCUGGAGCUCGAGCGCAGACGAGACGACGACCAGCGAGGUCUCCGAGACCUCUUCGGGGUCGGAGUCCGUGCUUCGCGGCCCCAAGCGGCAAGGCAAGAAAUCUCUCGAAGGCAGAGAAACCGUCGUCGUCUUGAAUCUCUACGCGUCCUGCGUCGCGUGCUUGCCGGCCCCGCGCGGAGCUGAGACUGUGCCGCAGCCGGUUCUCAUCGCCACCUCCGUCGUUCGCCUCUUCAAGCAUAAACACGAGGAAUACCGCGGGCACUUCUGCCAGCCCCUUUAUGCACCGCGUCGCCCGCGUCUGGCCUCGGGGGACGCCUACGCGGCGCCGCCUGCUGCUAACACGUCAAGAGCGAGGCGGAAAGGGGCUGGCUUCAGGCCGGACAGCGAAGUAGAGAGCGACUUAGCAGAAGACGACGCGCCGCGCGGGUCGCCGCAGAAGCCCGACCGAGAGGGCACUCUGCCAGACAGCGGUUUCGACGGCGGAAUCAUUGGCGGGUACUUUCUGGCCGGACGGAACGAGGCGCCAAAGUUCACGCUCGACGGCGGGGCCCUGCGCAUGCUGGACGACGACGACGACCCGCUGCAAGCGAACCAACGAAGCGGGCGCUUCGUGGAAACCAACGCGCUGAAGCGUGACCCGCGUGACGCAGCAACGACGCUUAACUGGAUGCGCAUGUUCGGCCUCUGGAGAGGAGGCGUCUUCCUGGCGCGCGGCGAAGCUGCGGCGCACUCACAAGGAGAAAGCGAUGAAGAAUUCGCGUUUCGAAGAGCGACAGAAGCCGACUACGACCUGGCCCUUUUCCAGCAUCACUUCCUACAACUCGAAGCCAUUGAGCAGGCGACUGAGAGCCGCCGAAACCGGAGGCAAAGGCGAAUGCGCAUGCGGAUGCAGCGCCGAAGAGCCAGUCUCGCCAACGAGGCCCCACAACCUGAAAGAGACAUGCGGGUCGCUCCAGGGCAGAGGCACAACACGCGAGUGGCCUCUGAGAGAGGCCAGAGCCGCACGGGAGGAGGGAGGCGGCUGACCAAAGGCCGGCUUCAGGGACUUUUUUCGUCGUCGUCUCUCUCCCACGCUGCGGCGGACAGUACCGAGCGCCUUCCAUCGUCUUUGCCGUCACGUCGGCGAUCACUGUUUUCUGAGGCGACCACCUGUUCGCGCACGGAGAGAGCCGGCAAGCGAACGGACUCCGGAAAACCCGGCCACGAGGCGAAGGGCACAAACACGCCGGGGACCGACACCCAGAAGAGCGAAUGCCAGGAGCAAGCGACGCGCAGGGGGGAAGAAGCAGAGGCGCCUGACGCUCGGGGAGUUCUCGACGGAACUACCUUGCCACAAGGGACUCCUCCAGGAAGGCAGCCGAGUCUGAAGAGCAGAGAGUUCCGAGCUCUCGAGGCCGAACAAGAGGAGUGGGAAAGAAGGCGCGAAGAGAGAGACCAACUGCGGCUGAAGCCGCUGACGCUCGCCGUGGAGAGUCUCCUGAAUGAAAAGGGUGAGAUUGUACUCUGCAACGGGGCCUCGCACGCGGCUAAACGCGUCGCGGAAGGCGCGGGGCCCGCAAUGAAGCCUGGAGGCGCGAGGCCCCCCCUCGAGGCUCCGCGGCCGGGGCUCCACGAGGCACAGGAGAGCAUUCGCAGACAGGUGGAGGCGCUCGCUCACCGCUACUCCGGUCGGCAGCGGGACCUGGGGCACCGGGGAGGCGGCUGGCUCAACGUCGCACUCAAAGAAAACGCGGAGAGGCGCGUUAAGAACCGGGGAGAAGCCAGGGACUCGCUCGCAGCGUUGCCCAGUCAUGCGCUUCCUGAGUUGGAAGUCGAGACUGCAGUGAUGCGCCACCACAAGUCACAGCAAGGGCUUGGGGAGGACACAGCACUGGAAGACGAGAGAGGGAGAAACCGCUUCCUGGCGCCUGCCUACCUCACUGGCAAGUCGUGGCCAAGCCAGCAGCGCGCGCUGCUGGCGCUGGAGAAGCAGCAGCGGUUGGAGGCGAGAUGGGUCGCAGCCACCGCUUCCCGGCUGCGAUGGGCCGGCUCGUCUGGAAAAGAUGCACCGACACCAGAAAGGCCCGCUGCAGAUCCGCCGAGGCGCACGGAGGCACACUCCAGAGGAGAGCGAGAAGCAGCCGCUCGCAGGGAACGACACCUUGAGAGAAAGCCCCACCACGUGUCUCCUCCGCACCGCCUCCCUUCGUGCUCACGCAUUCGUGCCCGAGGGGCCGCCGAGCCGAUACGCGAAUCAAAAAUUCAAUCCCUUUCGCCGGCUCCACAGCGCCCCCCAGAGAGAGAGCGAGAAAUGCGAACUCCGGGGUCCUCUGUGGCGCGACCGGUGAAGCCGCACGCCGCCGCGCCUUGGGAACCCCCGCCCAAGCCCCUAAGACCCCCACGACUGUCCCCAUUGCCAGCGGGAUUGUCUGGCUACCCGUCUCGCUCCAGCGAACUGCCUGCCUCUCCGCCGGCUUCCCUGGGCGCCCACGCUUCGUCUCCUGCCCGCUUCCAGCUCUUGGUUUCCCCUCCUCCGUCGUUAGUUUUGCCAGUGCCGCAGGCCGCUGAGUCAGCGUCUGUCCGCGGCGGGGGUCCGUCCGCCUCUCUGCAGCCUCCGCGUGACGAGCACCGCCUGCGCACGUGGACUGUGCAGCUUCUGAGGAAUCUGCAGCGUCUCCACGCCACCGGUAGGUCACAGCGAGAUCUCCACCAGGCAAGGAGUCUUCGCCAGCCAGUUCCGCUUCAUCUGCCGGCAAAAAACGAACGCUUGUGCGCUGCCAUGCGGGGUCGCGCGCGACUGACUUUGCCUCAAACCGCCUCGCCGUCGUCUGCGAUGGCGGCCUCGCCCUCUCCGCGAGCCCCCUGCUCGCCGUCCUGCCAAGUGAAGGCCCGGUUGGGCCUUCCCUGUCCGUAUCGCAUUCUUCGGCAAAGACCAGAGCGCCGGCGAGCAGGGGAGGGAACCGCGAAGGCGGCUGCGGACAGCAGCCGACGCGGCCCUGGAGAGGACGACGCGGAUUCGCAACGGGUGGCGCUGCCUCCUGGCGUCCCUCUGUGCUACCUGCCCCCCGAGGAGUUGCUGCCUGCUUUCCAGGGAGCGACCGCAGGAAUGCGAACGACUGCAGACAUGUGGCAGCUGGGCGUCCUUCUCUUUGAGGUGCUUGCUGGGCGGCCCCUCUUUGAGGCCAACUCUGUUGAGGACCUGCGGGCAACACUUGGCACCAGAGGCGUUCUCGGUGAAGCUUUCCUCACCGGCUUGAGCGACGCAGAUUGCUCUUUCGUGUGCCAGGAUUUCAUCGCAAGCCUCCUCCAGCUGUCUCCUUCGGAACGGCCUACAGCGGCGGAGGCCCUUCGCCACCCGUGGUUCUUGUCUUGA
Molecule: messenger RNA, 4848 nt
Organism: Besnoitia besnoiti
Lineage: Eukaryota; Apicomplexa; Conoidasida; Eucoccidiorida; Sarcocystidae
Exons: 3
Coding region: 1-4848 (1615 amino acids)
Biological process (GO): protein phosphorylation; intracellular signal transduction
Cellular component (GO): cytoplasm; nucleus
Molecular function (GO): protein serine/threonine kinase activity; ATP binding
Source: RefSeq, a predicted model, not a curated record